CUCUCGAUCAUGCAAUCAACACGAGAGGAUAUGGUCAAUCUGGACAUCAUCGUAGAGACGCUGUGAUUUGGGAUGAUGACGAUCCUAGCGAUGGGCCCUCCGGUCAUGAUCAUCUACACAGCGGCGGACUUGGCUCCAAUGAUGAUGAUGAUCACCUCUCACUCUCUAUCGAUCUCUUCACCCAUUCAACACAUCCAUCUUCUCAAUCACCUGCGAUCACCACCCUUCCGGAUCCAACACUCAGUAAUAUACAAGAAAUCGAAGGGAUGAUCAAAUGGGCUUCUAGGUCAUCCUUUGGUCGCGAACGAGUCUCAAGUCAUAUCCUCAGAAGAGAUUAUGUGAAGAAACUUGAAGCGAUCAAAACCGAGGCCGAAGAUCUUGAAAGUCUCAAGGACUUGAACGCCCUGUGUACAUUGGUGCACAGCAUUUUAAUGUUAAAUGAUGCAGCCAUUUAUGAGUAUUGCCUACAAGACGACAUCGUGUUGAUUGUGGCAGGUAUAUUAGAUUACGAUCCCGAAUUUGGCAAUCAAAAGGCAUCCUAUCAUUCAGAUCUCUCAGAUCAGACUCGGUUCAAACAGGUGAUACCUAUCAAAGAUCCUACAAUCACAUCUAAGAUCCAUCAAACCUAUCGACUUCAGUAUUUCAAGGACAUCAUCUUGGCCCGCAUCCUGGACGACUCCACUUUUUCGAUCAUCAACAGUAUGAUCUUUUUUAAUCAGAUCGAUAUUGUUCAAUACCUCCACUCUAAUGAUGAAUUUAUGAGAGAGCUCUUUGGGAUCUUCGAUGAACGCACUGCGCCUGCUGCAGCCGAUUCAUCACCAGUGAUAGGACCAUCUCUACCGCCCUCAAUGCUUGUGACCACCAGCUCCGAUCUUAGCGAACCACCUUCUAUCGAACGAAAGAUUGAUGGUAUCCUCUUUAUUCAACAACUUUGCGGAAUGGCCAAGCACCUACAGCCCCCAUCUCGAAUUGGGUUUUUUCGAUCCUUGGCCGAACGAGGGGUGCUGAAAGUGAUUGAGUUUGGACUUUCAAAGAGACCAGUUCCGGAUGGUCAGCAAAAUCAAACAACCGCACCUGACCAAGAGGAUCCACUCGAUGAUUCAGCUAUUAAAUCAGCCAUCUGUGAGAUCCUGAUCACCAUAAUUGAUUAUGAUCCCAAAUGUGUUCGAAAUUACUGUGUCAAACAACAUCUGCAAAAAACGCGAAAUUUGGUUGAAUGUCUCAUUGAUCUCCUGCUACUCGAGACGGACUUGGGACUAAAAGCGCAACUGGCAGAAGCUGUCCGUAUCCUUGUCGAUACGUAUACUGGCGCAGGUGGAGGUGGGAUGAUGCCGAUGCAGGUUGGACCAGAUUCAAGCAGGAAAGAAGAUCCGGAAAAUGAAAUGUUUCUAGACUUCUUUUAUAAUUUUUGUGUUUCUCAAUUAACGGCUCCGAUCUUCGACUUACCAGAAUACAACGAUGCGAAAGUGGUACUCAACACUAACUUACCUGCGAAGGUGGCAUGUCUGUUGAUUUUCGAUCGAUACAAAUUUGUUCAAUUGAGCGCCUUGAGAUUCUUUCGAUCAUUUUUGGGUAAAGAUGAUGAUCAUUUCAAUCGAUUUUUGAUCAAACAUGACCUUUUUAUGCCUGUUUUGGACCUUUUGAUUCGUCAAGGCUCAAAAGACAAUUUGUUAUCAUCAGCUUGUUUGGAAUUCUUUGAGACCAUCCGCCUGAAAAAUCCGAAACCAGCCUUGAAUCAUUUGAUGGAACGAGAUGCGACGCGUAUUAAGCAAUUAUCACAAAAAUUAGUCACAUUCAAGAAUCUGAUAGCCCGGUGGGAGAUGAAUAAUGAUCCUCCACCGCCACAGGCCUCCUCAAGUACUGCAACGGUCGUUGGCUCAUCCGGAGACACAGGCCUUCAUCCUCUACGCAACAUCGGAUCUUGGUCUCGAACCCGCACUCUUGAUGCAGAGGAAGAGAGUUAUUUUAAUCAUGACUCGGAUGAAGAAUCAGAUGAAGACCAUCAAAAACAAGAUUCUCAAAUCUCGAAGACGGCCACUCACUCUGUACUACCCAUUGCGAUUCCCACAAUUCCUAGUACGUUAGUCAAACCGAUGGGACUUACUGGAAGUGGGAGCGAAAGUGGAACGUCUAAUGGUCGGAAGCGAUAUCGAUCAGGAUCAUUGGUGUCGGAAGACGGCUCACCACAAUCAAGGACAGGAGGACUAACACGCUCGCGGACGCAUAGCGGACUGAUUUCAAGUGACAGUAGUAACAGAAGUAAAAGUACCAAGGCUGAGAUACCUGCUGUAACCUCUGGUGCACCUUUAGUAGAUUAUUCUGAUGAAGAAGAUGAAGAAGGAGAAGAAACAGAACAAGAUAAACCAGAGCCACCUAAAAGGCGAAAAAAUGAAGAUGAAGAAGAUGAAGGAGUGUUUGGUAGAUUGAAAAGAGGGAGUACACCUAUGAUCAGAUCAUCAGGUGGUAGUGGGUCUGUUGGGUUUACUUUUCCUAGCGCUUCUUUGACUUCUUCUACUACUGCCACAUCAUCAUCACCAUCUUCAGGAGGUAAUGGAAAAAAUCCAGCAGCGAAAAUUGUACUAAGUUUUGGAAAAAGUAGUAGUACUAGUAGUAGUAGUAGUGGUAAUGCUGAGAAUUGAGAAGUGGUGAAUGAUGAUAUAUCUUUCUUAUUUUUUUGUAGGAGAGGGAAGAGUUUUUUUUAUCAAAAAGGGGCAAGUCUUGUAAAGGUUUCAUUUUCGGGUUUCAUUUUUCUUCAAGGUGAAAGUGAUUAGUUUUUAUUUUUUUUUGUAUUUCAGAAAAAAAGAAACUAGAAGUUCAGAUAGCUGAUCAAAUGAGAUUCUUGAGGGAAAGAAAGGUGGGGAAGGUGGUUAUUCUUUUGUUUUUUUUGAUAGAAAGGGUUGUUGAGUUUUUAUAUUUUUGUUUUUAGCGUGUUUGUAUGUUGUUUUAUAUUGUUGAAGGGAAAACAAAAAAGGGAAAAAAAUUCAAUUUCC
Melampsora larici-populina 98AG31 is the source of this 2990-nucleotide messenger RNA. RefSeq lists its product as uncharacterized. The coding region runs from base 267 to 2639 and encodes 790 amino acids. The transcript is spliced from 7 exons. Gene Ontology annotation, cellular component: nucleoplasm; protein phosphatase 4 complex. Gene Ontology annotation, molecular function: protein phosphatase activator activity. The record is from RefSeq and is a predicted model, not a curated record. Lineage: Eukaryota; Fungi; Basidiomycota; Pucciniomycetes; Pucciniales; Melampsoraceae. Gene Ontology annotation, biological process: protein dephosphorylation; DNA damage response.